Messenger RNA from Momordica charantia (bitter melon), 546 nucleotides. RefSeq lists its product as uncharacterized. The record is from RefSeq and is a predicted model, not a curated record. Gene Ontology annotation, molecular function: pectinesterase inhibitor activity. Lineage: Eukaryota; Viridiplantae; Streptophyta; Magnoliopsida; Cucurbitales; Cucurbitaceae. Gene Ontology annotation, biological process: negative regulation of catalytic activity.
AUGGCUUCAUCAAGAUGUUCUUUGUCUUCCCAGCUGCUGCUCGGCUUGUUCUUCAUCUUCCUCAUUAUGGGGUCGACGUUGGGCGAUCCCGAAACCGAGGAAAGGAUCAAUAGAGUAUGUCGCCAAAUGGAGGAAUUCGGAUUUUGUAGUCAAACCUUUCAUGAGAAUCUAAAAGGUCCAACAGACUACGUGAGACUAACCCAGAUAGCUAAAGUCGAAGCUAUCAUCAAUGCGACCCGUACCCUAAGGUAUAUCACGAAGCUUCUAGCAUUCGUAAGCGAUCCAGCAUUGAAGAACAACCUGAUAGUGUGUGAAAAUGCAUACGACAUAAUGAAUAAGGCAUUUCUAGAGGGGAUUAAAUAUUUCUUCCAACGAGAUUAUAGAAGCAUGGUGAAUGCAGAGAGGAUUGCACCGAGAGCAGAAGCGAGUUGCAGCGUCAUUUUCGGGACGCCACCGGAGAGAUCGAGCCCACUGGUAGAGAGGAAUAGAGAGAUGAGGAUUCUCAUUGCCAUGGCUUUGGUUUCUGCCUCUUACAUUGCAUCAUAA